Messenger RNA from Cottoperca gobio, 3236 nucleotides. Its product is annotated as butyrophilin subfamily 2 member A2-like. The record is from RefSeq and is a predicted model, not a curated record. NCBI's taxonomy places the organism in Eukaryota, Metazoa, Chordata, Actinopteri, Perciformes, Bovichtidae. Gene Ontology annotation, biological process: regulation of cytokine production; T cell receptor signaling pathway. Gene Ontology annotation, molecular function: signaling receptor binding. Gene Ontology annotation, cellular component: external side of plasma membrane.
UACUUCUGGUUCACUCCGUGCAGCGGAUCACUCACAUUCAUUCCCUUUAGCGAUGAUACUUUAUUUUAUAUUAUUCACAAGCUGCACAGCCGUAUGUAACAAAACCCGCCUGUUUGCUAUCCUGGCUCCAAAAUGGUGGAAUGACCUUCCUUCCUUCCGUCGCAGACAGAGACUCAUCUGUUUUGACUGCACCUCAGCGAAUGAAGAAAACAAAAUAACUGUUCUUUUCAUCCCGGAGGUCCCCAGGUCCCCUGUGUCCGUGAACCACGGCCACACAGCCACGUUACCAUGCUGGCUCAAUCCCCCACAAAGUGCAGAAGCUUUGGAGGUGCGCUGGUUCCAGCCCGAUCACUUUGACUCCCCAGUCAUGCUUUACCAGGGAAGACAGUUUGAGCAUGCAUCCCAGGAAGCUUCGUACGUGGACCGCGUCUCGUUUGGCCUGAAGGAUGCAGCGUCUGGUGGGCUGACAGCAGGAGAUGUGAGCCUGAAGCUGGAAAAUGUCACGCUGGAGGAUGCAGGAGAUUACACCUGCUACGUGAGCAGUGAUCAGGGUUAUGACAGAGCAACUGUCAGGCUCAUUGUAACAGGUGAGGGAUGGGGACCCCCCCCGCUCCUGUCAGCAGCGUGGGCAGGAGACAACAUGGUGAAUCUGAGCUGUCAGUCUGAAGACUGGUAUCCAGAGCCCGGGCUGCUCUGGGCCGAUCAGAAGCACGUCCUCACCCCGAAGAGCCUGAAGUACAGCAAAACCUCCUCUGGUCUAGUGUCCGUGCACAGCUGGCUCCUCGUGUCCAGCUCCACUCAGGUCUCCUGCUCAGUGGAGACCAAAGAGGCCAGGGUGUGGCUGGAGACUCCUCCCGCUUCACACAAUUCUGGGUGUUUAGCGGCCGGAUGGGCAGCUUCCGCUCUCCUCGCAGUCAUGCUGGUGUCCGCUGCAGUGCUGUUCUUUACCAAGAGAGAGAAGAAAGCCAAACCGGGAGAUGAGCACGCUGAGGGUCAGAAGCAUUUACAUAACGUUCAUGAUAAACUUUUACCAAAAGAAGUGAUCCAGCCAACACAUCUAUCAACAGCCUACAAGUGUUACGCUAACGUUACACUUGACAAGAAAGGAAAUCAAUACCUCAAAAUCAUGAAUGGUAGGUUUAGAGACAGCCAGUGUGAUUUUCCUGAUGGACAAAGGGUGACCUGUCUCACGGCGAUCAGAGGGACUCCCGGCUUCUCUAGUGGACAACACUACUGGGAGGUUUCUCUGGGGAACACACAGAGUCUCAAACAGUCCUGGUGGGUCGGGGUUACAAGUCAAACUAUCAUCCCUCAGCAGCUAGACUUUACUCCAACUACAUCCAGCGGUUUCUGGUUCCUCUACUGCUGCCCCGACAGAGCAGGCAGCUUUCAGUUGAGCACAGAAUCACAGGUUGUCCUGCCCGUGUCCUCCAUGCCGCAGACGCUCGGGGUGUAUUUGAACCACGACAGCGGAGAGCUUUCCUUCUAUAAUGUGAAGGAUAAGAGCGUCAUUGUUAGUAUCACAGCUCACUUCCCUGGUGAAGUGUUCCCAUUGUUCAACCCUGGUAAAGGAGACAAGGAGCCGAUGGAGAUAUUACAGAGGGCAGAAGAGGGCCAGGCUGUUGGACAUCAUGGAGACCUGUUAGACUGAAAUGUCCUCAGCUUCUUUUUUAUGUUCGCACUCGUAGAGAGGAUACUAGAGGGUUUUUAUUUAGUUUAGUGAAAUCUGUGGGGUGACUGAAAUGGGUAACCACCCAACAUAUGUGAAAGGGACUCCCUAAAAACACGUGUUUCACCGGGGUUGCGUGGUUUUACUGAUGAAGUAGCUUACUACUUUUAAUCAAGUCAUGCUAACAUUAGAACUUCAUAUCAUGUGUAAUACACAUAUUGUAUGAUAUUUGCUGGCUGAAAGGCUUGAAAACACAGAGGGUGGAGCUGAGGACAACAUUUUACAAAUAACUUUGGUGCCGCCCUAAAGCUGACGCUGCUUUAUCCUCUAUUUAACUCUAACGGCACAUAAGUUACUAAAUGAACAUCAUGUGUUGAAGAAGACUUGAAACUACAGAUUGAGACUUAAACUCAUCAGGAAAAUGUUUCCUGAGGUAAUAAAUCAAGAGAGAAGUAGAAACAUUUUCUCAUAGCCUUCUAUACAAUCUGACUUCUUUCUGCUGGAUAUUAGAGAAGAUGCAGCGAAGUCUAGUCGCGGUUGCUAAAUGAAUAUUAGUAUAUUAACUCCUGUAGGGUUAAUCUUGGGGUUAAGACAAAGAUUAUGGUAAUAAACAACUUUUUAGGUUACGCUUUUGCUAGCUUGUCCAAAAAGUGACCCAAGCCCCCAAAGCACCAGACACACACACACACACCGCUGUGUGCCGCAGGACGUGAGGCACCACCCGGGGAAAAAAACCUUUUUAGGGAGUACCGUUUGAAACAAGUCGUGCUAAAGCUGAAAUGUCUUUUGUCAUAUUAUUAUUAGUGAAUCUGCAGUGCAUACCAAUGCUGUGAUUAAAACUGUCUUUUUGUUGAAGCUGUAAGAAGUGAGAAUUUAGCUCAAUAGCUAAUGAGAGGUUUCAGGUUCAUCUGCACCUCUGACUCUCCGCAGUCUUUGUUAGUGAGCGUCAUCAUAACGCACUUCUCUGCUCUUUGGAGGACUUUAUGUCUCUGACUUUUAUUCUUGUCUCAAAAUAUUAGUUUUAUAACCCAUUGAUCAGCCUUUCUGUUAUGUCCACCAGCUGUAAACUUUAUUACAUCUUUUAUAUGGUACUCUGGAAGUUAAAUAGAUAAUGUUGUGUUUCUGUCAUUUGAUUUGAUUUUUGGAACACUUUAAUCAGAUUUAGUUAUUUAACUUUGUAUUUUUCUGCCUUUUGGUCCUGUAACCAUUCUGUUAAUACAAAUAUAUAAGAAUUAUGCAGGAAUAGCACAGAGGUGCUCAUUCAGGUGUGUGUGACAAACAUCAGAUUGUGAUUAUGUUGGUUUCAUAUUCAUACUCCUCUUUCACUGUGCUCAGUUUACUUGUAUUAAUUGGAGUAUUUGGUAAAAACGUAUUGGAAAGGCUAAGAAAUUUUAUACAUUUAAAUCUCAGUUCUUUUGUAAUCUUACCUUCCUCUUGUUUUAUUUGAUAAAAUAAUCUUUUCUCUAUUGAUUUUCAGCAUCCCUAUCACCUAGCAUCAUUUCCACCUGUUGAUUAAAUACUGUCCAUCUUUUUAUAUAAAAAUAAACUAUAUUUACUGCUUUGCAGA